Molecule: messenger RNA, 294 nt
Organism: Cylicocyclus nassatus
Lineage: Eukaryota; Metazoa; Nematoda; Chromadorea; Rhabditida; Strongylidae
Source: the annotation of a GenBank genome assembly
AUGAAAGAAAAAGGAGUCUGCCAAUGUUGCUUGAGUUCGCGGCUGGGGGCUGGGCAAGGAUCUCCAUCGGCUCUACCGCCGCCAGUGAUGCCACAUGGACCAUUCGAACCCGAUAUAGGGCCGGGAAUGUUUUCGGGAGGAAGGUAUGAAGAAGUGGAGCGACGCACACGUUGGUAUAUAAUGCCGCAUGGACCGCCAAUGCCACCAGGAGGAUUAAUUGGACCGCCAGUGCCACUACCGGGAUAACCUGGACCUUUAUGAUACUGGUGAUGACAUGACACUCGCAAAGCGGUG